Messenger RNA from Colletotrichum higginsianum IMI 349063, 567 nucleotides. Its product is annotated as Glyoxalase/Bleomycin resistance protein/Dioxygenase. The record is from RefSeq and is a predicted model, not a curated record. The transcript has a single exon. Lineage: Eukaryota; Fungi; Ascomycota; Sordariomycetes; Glomerellales; Glomerellaceae. The coding region runs from base 1 to 567 and encodes 188 amino acids.
AUGGUCCUGGAAGCUUCUACAGGGGUUUGCCGGCCCUCGGACCUUGCUCACUUGGUCCUCCGGACCAAAGACUUGCCAAGAUUGGUUGAGUUCUAUCGCAACUUUCUCAAUGCCAAGAUCACGCACUCGAGUGACCUCAUCACGUUCAUCACCUGGGACCACGAGCACCACCGCCUGGCGAUUGUGAACGACCCAAAUGCCGUACCACGACCGGAGAACGCGGUCGGCCUGGACCACUUCGCCCUAACAUUCGACUCCCUGGCCGAUUUGUUGCAGUCGUACAAGGCCCGAAAGGAGCUGGGCAUCGAGCCUAUCCACUGCAUGAACCACGGCAUGUCCACGAGCAUGUACUACAGAGACCCGGACGGCAACAAGAUUGAGACCCAGGUCGACGCCUUCGACACCAAGGAGGAUGCGGUUCGGUACAUGAUGAGCGCCGAGUUUGCUCGAGAUCCUCGUGGGUCAAGGUUUGACCCAGAGGAUCUUGUGAAGAGAUUCGAGGCGGGCGAGGACGAAAAGAAUCUGAUGAAACGGAGGGCUGCGGUACACGCCGGUGAGAAACUCUAG